Messenger RNA from Clonostachys rhizophaga, 1005 nucleotides. The record is from the annotation of a GenBank genome assembly. Lineage: Eukaryota; Fungi; Ascomycota; Sordariomycetes; Hypocreales; Bionectriaceae.
AUGUCGGGCUUUGGUGACUUCACCAGCAUCUGCGAGAUGGCGCCGCUGCCGUUGUGCGCGUCUCUUGGGCCGGUAAUGUCGUCUGGCCGCGUUGGGAUCGAGCCCAACUGCUAUUCGCGCAACAUCGAGCUCGCCAACACCAUCAUCUUCGAGGGUGCUACUGCCGUCAUGCACAUCGUGGCCAUCCUGAUGACGAUUGUCAUGAUUCUUCACAUCCGCUCCAAGUUCACUGCCGUCGGUCGCCAAGAGAUUCUCACAUUCUUCUACCUGUAUAUGCUCCUUUGCUUCAUCUCUCUCGUCGUCGAUGCUGGAGUGGUCCCGCCUGGUAGCGAUCCCUACCCGUACUUUGUGUGCAUACAAAACGGCCUCAGCAGUGCGCUUGUGACCUGCCUUCUUAUUAACGGGUUUGUGGGAUUCCAACUAUACGAGGAUGGAACGCCACUGUCAUUGUGGAUGCUGCGUCUCAUCUCUGCGUUCUCUUUCGCCAUUACUUUCCUUGUCUCCCUGGGUACAUUCAAAUCAGUAGCCGGCAUGAGCCCUACAGAAACCAUCGGCUUGUUUGUCGUGUUGUAUCUGUUGAAUGCCAUCCAGCUCUUCGUCUAUGUCGGCAUGCAGAUCUUGCUGGUCGUGAGAACCCUUCAGGAUCGCUGGCCUCUGGGUGAUAUUGCUUUUGGCAUCUUCUUUUUCAUCGUGGGCCAGGUCAUCUUGUACGCUUUCAGCUCCCAGAUCUGCGACGCCGUCGCUCACUACUUUGAUGGCCUGCUCAUCGCAACUGUCACCAACCUUCUCGGCGUUAUGAUGGUGUACAAGUACUGGGAUUCAAUUACCAAGGAGGAUCUUGAAUUCUCCGUAGGUACCAAGAUGAACAACUGGGAGGUCAAGGAACUACUCCCCGAGGAGGAGCGACGUAACACUGUCUUCAUGGACGACCCGUAUGGCAACACGAGCGGAUAUGAUAUGUCACAAUUCUCACCAUCAACGCCCCGAUACUCGGCCAAGUACUAA